AUGUCUGUGGUCGAGGUCGUACAGCGCGCCUUCUGGGCGUUGUGCCUCCUCUUCCCCUACCUCCUUGGGCCCGCCAGUGCCCGCAUCCUCAUGCAUGGCCAGCCCGGCCCCUUCGUUGAUGUCUCCCCAGUCUCCAGUCUUUUGGUUAUCGCCGCCUAUCUGUUCGUCUCCUCGGGUGUGGCCGUCUUUCUCCUCGACGGCUUGAUACAAGUCAGCCGCAGGGCCACCAUCAGUCUGGCUAUCAUGCUGGGCGUAAUAAGCGCGUGGUAUACUUGGCAAUCGGAACACCUUGUCGGCGUACUUAUCGUCAUUUUGGGCUUCCUAGUAAGCCGACACCGCCAACAAGUCAAAGACCUUGAAGCACCCGACGACCAGCCGCUCUAUAUCUUCGCCAUCGACGAAGAGACGGAUCUGUUCGGCGAGAAGCUCGAGCCCGACAAAGCUUCUCAAGAGCCAACGCCUCCAGCCCGCGGUUGGAUCUCAAGGGUUGCGCGGUUCCUGUGGAGCGCCAUCUGCUUCAUAGGUUCGCCAGCUCUGCUGCAGUUCUCUCUCUACGUUGUGACCCUGCUCUGGAUGGAAUGGGUGAUGUCUUUCGACGCCACCGUAUUCCAGCCCACAGCUACCAUCGUCACAUUUGAAACUCCUACCACCACCACCACCAAGUACAGCGGCUCUUCUUAUUCCUCUCCAAUCGCUACGCCAGUUGGCAAGUCAACAUGGAUGCAAUCGGCGACGUCAACAACCAUGCCGACAGCCCUUCCAAGCGCCAUGCCAAGCACGAUGCCAACGGCCAUGCCAGCACCAGCAGCCAUGGAGGGCGCCCUCCACGAUUGGCUGUCCGCCGUCGGCACUCCUCCCAGAGUUCCCUGGAUCUUGCUGUACUACUUCCGUCUUCCCAGCUCAAUUGCGUAUGGCGUCACUAUGCUCGCCCUCCAAUUGUUUCGAUUCAGGUCAGCAAUUUACGCUUCAUUAUCAGUCGCCUUCGCAAUCUUGAUCGCUUCCGACUUCGCCGCAACGUCUUUAAUGAACUGGAUGAAUCGCAAUGGUAUCAGCCCAUUCGUCGGCCUCAUCAUUGUCAUCGCAGUUUUCAUGACUUCGUUGCAAUUUCUCAAUCGCUGCACCGCCCCGCUAUGGAACGCCUAUCUGCUGGAGAACUUUGCCACAAAGACUGCUGAGUACGACUUCAAAUGCCUCGUAGCCAAGCUGUUCAACGAAUGGGAAGAGGCCUACAAAGCACUGUGCAAACUAAUUAAGGACUCUGACAAGCUCACCGGAAAGGUCGGCGAGCAGAGCCGAAGGAUUGACAAUCAAACUACUAAGAUCCGGUCUCUCCGCGAGAGCAAGGCCGACAAAGAUGCCCUUGAGACGACAAGUCAGUCACUUGAACAAUUGGAUACCAGAGUCAGCAGUCUGAGCAGUGAGAAGGCCGAUGCGACGCUACUUGACAAGGCCAUAGACGGAUUCCAAAGGCUGAGCGUUGGCUUUUUCAAUUUGAGCGAGACGAAGGCCAACACGACAGAUCUUGACAUUACGAAUGGGACACUUGAAGAACUCAGUGGUACGGUUGGCGUGCUGCAGACAUCGAAGGCCAAUGCUACAGAGGUUGCCACGUUAAGGGACGACCUUGAUGCAGCAAAGGAAGAGGCCGCCGAGAACACUUCGACACUUGCAGAGCUACAGAACACAAAGGCUAAUACCACAGACGUCAUUGCGUCGAAUCUAGACAUUCUCAAAGUGAAGAAAGACACCUCCACGAACACUACGUCUCUUGAAGAGCUACGAAGCACGAAGGCUGAUGCCAAGGACCUUGAGAACAUCACAAGCCGCAUCGAUGGCAUGGGCACACAACACGGACAUCUCACCAACCGCGUGUACAACUUGGAGACAGACAAAAACAAGAUGAAAGAGCGGCUGAGUGCUGAAGAAGAUGCCACCAAGACCUUUAAGGCUGGCCUGGGAGCCGCUCAGUCGAGCCUCGGAGACCUGCGCCAGGCCGACGUCUGGCACAGCCAGGCGAUCAGCAAGCUCCAGGAUCAGAAGGCUUCGGUCAAGGAGUACAAUGCGCUCAAAUCCCACUUCGACGAGUAUAAGAAGAAGACCGACGCAAAGUCUCGCCAGGAUGCCAAGGACAAAGCCGGCAUGAUGGAGCAGAUUGCAAACCUCACAGAGCUUGCCGAGGAUUUGCAGGACAAGAUUGACGCACUUCAGGCCAGCUUCGUCAAGCGCGAGGAUUUGCAGCAGCUCAAGAUCGACACCAUCUCGCGCAACAAUCAGACUCUGCAGGCUCACAAGGAGCUGGAGACCAGUGUCGAGACUCGCUUCACCGCUGCGACCGAGAGUGUCGAUGAGCUCCGAUCUGAGACCAACUCUCAGCAUGACGAGCUGGUGCAGGCUCACGAGGCGCUGGAAACCAACAUCGACUCGCGUUUCACUGCUGCGGCUGAGGAGACGCAAGCCGUUCAGGCUGACCUCGAUGAGCACAAGGAAGACGUGGACGAGAGGCUUGGUGUUCUUGAUGAUGUGAACUACAAUCAGUUCCAAGCACUUGAGAAGCACUUUCAGGAGCACGUCGAAGCGUCGAAGGAGCAGAAGAUCCCGGAGCGAGUAGAUGCCAUUCAGCAGCGCCUGAAUAGCCUUGGCGACCAGCGCAUCAACGACGAAACCCUCAGCACCAAAGUUCAUGCCAUUGUCGACAGAAUUCUAAACGGCAAGAAAUUGAGGGCCGUUUUCAACGCAGUGGAGGAGGAUAACUUCGAGCAAAAGGAAUUGUUCGAAGAUGUCCAGGCUGUCAUUGAAGAGAAGCUCGGCAGCAAGGAUUUCCAGGACCGAAUUUACGCCACCCUCUUGGAUAAGCAGAUCGCCAGCAACAACAAGCCUCUCGGUGAUCCCCCUGGGGUGAACACCGGAGGACAGGCGACAUCCCCGGGCAAUUCAAGCCAUCAACACACUACUGACAAUGCAAUCAUCCGCAACGGGAGCCUUCUUGGUGAUCCCCCUGGGGUGAUCACCGGAGGCGACCUCCCCAAUUGUGAUGGCGAUGAGUCUUUCAAUGGCUUGCAGACUAUCCCUGAGGAUUCGAGCUUCCACGAUGGCGUUGUUGAGAACGACCUCGGCAGUGGCGAUCGCCCUUUCGGUGAUCCCUCUGAGGUGAACACCGGAGGGCGGGCGACCUACCCGGACAGCCCUUCGUCGGAAGCUCAGCCUCUUGUCGAUGGUUCCAGCUAUCAGACUCUGGAAGCCGACCAGCAGGACACGGAUGAUGGCAGCGACGGCACAGUGCAGCCGAAGCGGUGGAAGGGCAAGGGGCCAUGUGAGCCUGACCACCUGACCUAUUCCAUGCUUUUCGAUCGAGACGACGACGAGGAAACGGACGAAGAUGAUGAUGAAGAGCAAGAUGAAGAUGGCGGUGACGAUCAUGAUGGAGAUGACGACGAGUCGGACGAUGACAAUGGCGGCCCUGGCCCAGGCCCAUCUUCAGGAGGCGGCAACUUCCAUGGCCACAACGGCGCCAGCGGACAUGAUGAUGAUAAUCAAGAUGGGGACGACGAUGGAGCCCCUGGCCCGUCAUCUGGAGGCGGCAGCCAUCACAGCCCUUCAAGCCAAUCUUCUCGAGCUUGCGACUUCCAUGCCCACAACGGUCACAACGGAGAGCAUGACGGAGUGCACGAUUGCGCCCCUGGUCCGUCAUCGGCAGGCGGCAACUCCCACAGCUCCUCAGGCUCAUCUCCCCGAGGCGGCAGCUUCCAUGGCCACAGAAGUGUCAGCACAGAUGACAGUGAUGACCAGGACGGAGAUGAUGGAGCUCCCGGUCCAUCUUCAGGAAGCAGCAGUACCCACAGCCAGAAUGGCGCCAGCGGAGAAGCCGAUGGGGAGCCGGAAGCCAGUGGUGAGCAGGCCGGAGACCAUAAAGCCGCCAAUGAACCGAGAAACCGGGCCUCCAACCAGAAAGCUCGGAGAGACAAGUACCUUGAGAGAAAACAUGCCAAGAAGGAGCAGGAACGCCAGGAACGCCAGGAAGCCAAGCAGCGAAAACGCCAGGCCCGCCAGGCCCGCCAGGCUCCUAAGCGACCCGAGGCUCCCGAGUCCCCGGACGCGGACGCGGGACAGAAUACCAGGAGACGCAGGCCCAGAGGCAAGGGAGGAAAGGGCCAGGAAGCAAAUGGUCAAGCAGCAAAUGGUCAGGGAGCAAAUGCCCAGGGAGGUAGAGGCCAGGGAGGUAGAGGCCAGGGACGGAGGCUAAACCGGCGGAGGGCUCAGCCGACGGCUUAG
Molecule: messenger RNA, 4269 nt
Organism: Diaporthe amygdali
Lineage: Eukaryota; Fungi; Ascomycota; Sordariomycetes; Diaporthales; Diaporthaceae
Exons: 2
Coding region: 1-4269 (1422 amino acids)
Source: RefSeq, a predicted model, not a curated record